ACAUCAAGCGUCAGCAAAUGGCGACGAAGCACGUCCGGAGCGCGGUUUUGGUUUAUAUUGAGGCGCCGCCCUAACAGGCGUAGGAUAAUUUGAGCGUUCAUGGCUUGAUGGCGGCGACGAAGCGUCACUAUGAAACAAUGACAACGUCUUUGGAGGUCAGACUGCUCACGGGCCCAGAGUUUCUGGGGAUGCUCCUCAAUUGGGCAUUGCUUGGAAUGUUGUUUGUUCAAGUCUAUAUAUACCACGUCUGCUUCCCAAAGGACCCCCUCUCGUUGAGACUCUUUGUCUAUGGAGUGCUUAUCUAUGAGAUCAUCCAAUCCGCUCUCAUCGCUGCGGUCGGCUUCGACUACUAUGUCUACGAUUAUGGCGACGUCUCAGGACUAACAACGUACCACAACGGAUGGUUCAGCGUCCCCGUGAUGUGCGGCGUCAUGUCUGCUGCGGUGCAAUGCUUUUUUGCUUGGAGAAUUUGGGUCAUAUCGAAACUCCGAAUCCUUGUAGGAGCCAUUGUUACCAUCGCCCUUGCCCAAAUGUCGAUUGCGAUUGUGGGAGGCGUGAAGCUGAAGCUUCUGACGUCGACUUCCGAUGAGAAUACCGUGACACCCUACAUUGAUGCAUGGCUUGCUGGCAGCGCACUAGAUGACAUUAUUAUCGCCAUCAGUAUGACGAUCUUCCUAUCGAGAGCAAAAAAGGGCUUCAAGGCAUCGGACGCGCUUCUCAAUCGUCUGAUUACCCUUGUCAUCGAGACUGGGUCAUUGACAGCUACAAUUGCGACGAUCGAUUUGAUUCUGUUCACCACGAAGCCGCAAACUUACCUGCACACAGCUCCGGUGCUGGUGUUGUCGAAGCUAUACGCAAAUACCUUACUGAUUAACUUCAAUAAUCGAGCCGUGCAGCGCCGUCCCGACGACACUAUCAUUUCAUUAUCCAGGGUUCAACCGGAGGCCUCUGUGUCCAGUAACACGCCACCAGAAUACAGCGUCAGCAGAGGCUUCAAGAUGUCGCAGGUGUAAAUAUUCGGCUAAAGAACAUGUACUAUGGUCUCGUAAGCAACUCCUGUCGACACUCCGACUACUCCUUCCCUCGGCAUGUUCUCUCGAUAUUUUUAGCUUAUAUGGAACUCGCUGGGGACACGCUUUGCUUAGCGAGCAGUUACCUAGGUGCUAAUUUCACAUAGGUCUUGAGCGACUGUCAAUAUGAUCUCGUUCCAAGAUAUCGAGCUGCGGUAGUAAGAUUCUAUCGUCGCCAUCCACUACUGUUUUCGAGCUCAGCGGCAUCAGGGCAUAACCGGUUGCCGGCAUUUAAUGCCUGAACGACCGCUCGCGCAUUACGCUGGAUUGCUCGUAAAUAUGUUCCCUGAUUAAUCGAGAUAUCGGCCGUCUUUGGGCCCUUCGCUUCUACCUAUGGGUGAUAUAGGAAGUCUAUACUCGAAGGCGACAUACGAAAAACAGACACUCAGAAAGGUACGUCUACGC
This is a messenger RNA of Laetiporus sulphureus 93-53, 1475 nucleotides long. RefSeq lists its product as uncharacterized. The transcript is spliced from 15 exons. Lineage: Eukaryota; Fungi; Basidiomycota; Agaricomycetes; Polyporales; Laetiporaceae. The coding region runs from base 108 to 1013 and encodes 301 amino acids. The record is from RefSeq and is a predicted model, not a curated record.